CGCAAUUUUUGUACUAUGCGAAUCUGCCGUGCGCAAACUCCAGACAUGCGAUUGCGGUUUGAGACAUGGCUGAUGAUUUGGGAGACGAGUGGUGGACCCAGGGAGACAAUUUAGGUGUGUCAGAGGUAGAGGAGGACACACAGUCACUUACAGAAGAACAACCAAUUAAAUCUAUAUCAAAGAAAAGGAAGGGUGAUAAACAGAUUCAAGAGGAGGACACACAGCCACUUACAGAAGAACAAUCAAAUAAAUCCACAUCAAAGAAAAGGAAGGGUGAAAAAAAGAUUCAAGACGGCACCAAGAAAAAGAAGAAAACUGUUAAGAAAGAAUGUUUCAUCACAGAGGAGAGAUCAGAGGAAAAGGGUGAUAAGGAGUCCAACAAAAACAAGAAGAGAAGAAAGAAGAAGAAAACUAUCACAGAUGUCCUGACAAGCUCUGAACCUGCGCCGGGCUCUCCAGCUGACCUUAUGAGCCUUCUGAAGAAUCACUUCAGCCUGACCCGCUCUGUUAUUGAGCAGGAGGACCUGACGCUAAAGGACUCUUGUUUCCUCAGCAGUAAUGACCUUACACAUAGCUUGUCUUCUUACCUCAAAGAAGUUUGUCCAAAGUGGGCUAAAAUCCAGAAGCAGCACACCCAGACCCAGUCAGUGGUGUUUCUCAUCGUUUGCGGAUCCGCUCUCAGAACUAUUGAUCUCAUUAAGCAGCUGAUAGCAUUUAAAGGUCAAGCUAAAGUGCUAAAGCUGUUCGCGAAACACAUCAAAGUGGAUGACCAGAUAAAGGCAUUGAGUAAAGGUGUGACCCAUAUUGCUGUUGGAACUCCUGGGAGAAUUGCUGCCUUGUUAGAAAAAGAGGGUUUGACUGUGCAAGGACUGAGGUAUCUGGUACUGGAUUGGAACUACCGAGACCAGAAGCUCAGGAGAAUGGUGGAUAUACCAGAGGUGAAAGAAGACUUUCUGAAAAUGAUGGACCGUGGUCUAAUUCAGAGCUGCAGGGAAGGACAAUUUAAAAUAGGACUCUUUUGAGCAGACAGUCUGUUCUCUGUUAUUUACACGUU
This is a messenger RNA of Rhinichthys klamathensis goyatoka, 1054 nucleotides long. RefSeq names its product cms1 ribosomal small subunit homolog (gene cmss1). Gene Ontology annotation, cellular component: nucleus; 90S preribosome. The record is from RefSeq and is a predicted model, not a curated record. Bases 66 to 1022 code for a protein of 318 amino acids. The transcript has 9 exons. Lineage: Eukaryota; Metazoa; Chordata; Actinopteri; Cypriniformes; Leuciscidae.